AUGCUUUGGGUUCUUCUGAUUCUUCCUUUCUUUCAUGCUGUGUCACACUUGGAAAUUGUACAUUAUGUGUUCCCCUGUGGGAUCUCCCUCAUAAGUGAUCAGCUUCUGAACACUCAACCUGUGUGCAGACCGGGCUUUCAGUUCACUGCGCGUUUCCACGAUUUCUGUAAGGAAGGCUGCAAAGAUGUCCAUGGAGACCCAGAGCACGGGCAGAAGGGGAAGGCGCGGAGGGCCCUUCGAGUUUUGCGCGAAAUCUAUUUACGCAGUCCAGGAGCGGAGGGCGGGGACGAGCCUCCGCCGCGUCCGCGCCGCUUCCGCUUUAAGGGGAGGUGCCCGAGCGGGCGCGCCGGGCGCUCCCGGAAGACGCGGGCGGCGUGUCCUCUGCGCCGGGUCCUCGGCCCUCCGCACGCGGUCCCGGGCUCUCGGCGGCGGGUUCCUCGGCCCCGGGAUCCCCUGUCCCCCGCACGCCCUUUCCGCUCUGGGCUCCCGGACCCCGGCCGCCUGACUCCCGCUCUCCUCGCCCCUCUCCCCCUUUUUCUCCAACCCGAUCGCCGGCCCUCCGCACACCCUUCCCGCUGUCGGCGUCCGGAUCCUCGGGCCCUCAACGUUGGGUCUCUGCACCCGCCCCCCCCCCCCCCCCCCGCCACCUCCCGGCCCCAGCCUCCGUCCCACCCUGGUACCCGGGGCCUGGGUCUUCGGCGGUCCGCACCGCCCACCGUCCCGGCUCUCAAUCCCUUGACCCGGGUGUACCUUCCUGCCCCCCCCCCACCCCUCCCUCCUGGCUCUCAGCACCCGCGCUCUGCGCCACGACCCUCACCCCCACCUCCACGCAGCCCCUCCUCGCUGUGGCCCUCCGCGGGUGCCCGGCCAGCGACCUGGAGUGGGGUGGCUCCGCCUGCGCGGCCACCUCGCCGCAGGUCGCGUCCCCGCUCUGGGCCUGGCCUGGCGUCUGGCUCGGCCCCUCCGGCCCUCGCAGUCGGUGCAGUUCUGAAAGCCCCCGAAGGCGCAGGCGGCCUCGGACCUUAGGUCUAGGCGAGCAUCUCCAGCCUCUGGCUCUAUCUGCUUCUGAAAGCCACGGAGACCUCGGGCCCAACAUACAUCAAACUGGGCCAGUGGGCCAGUACCCGGCGGGAUCUCUUCUCGGAG
Herpailurus yagouaroundi (jaguarundi) is the source of this 1146-nucleotide messenger RNA. RefSeq names its product formin-like protein 5. The coding region runs from base 1 to 1026 and encodes 341 amino acids. The record is from RefSeq and is a predicted model, not a curated record. Lineage: Eukaryota; Metazoa; Chordata; Mammalia; Carnivora; Felidae. The transcript is spliced from 3 exons.